CAGGUUGAGGCUAAGAAGGAGCAUGAGGGAGCCGUCCAUCUGUUAGAGAACCACUUGGACAGCAUGCAGUUGAGGAGCAUUCCCCGCGCUUUGAACACAGUGCAGUUUUUGGCCAAAGUCCGAGAGCUGGAGGAGAAAUGUCGGACACAAAGUGAGCAGUUCAACCUCCUGUCCAAAGAGCUGGAGAAGUUCCGGCUACAGACUGGAAAGUUUGAUACCCUUGGCAGUGGCACCGAUCCCUUAACUGUGUGUGAAUCCCCUGGAUCGCCAAACAAAUCCCUUUCCCAGCUCUUCAACGGGCUGGCCGCCCCCACAGGGAAAGGCAAUGAGAGUCCGCUGAGCAGAUCUGUGAUCUCUGAGUUCAUCCGACCGCUCCAGAUCUGUGGGGACAAGCCGGAGCUCGUGUCUGUAAAGCCAACAUUCCUCACCCGCAGCAGCAGCCAGGCCGACAGCUCUCAGACGGGCAUCCUCACUGAGAUGGACAAAGAACUAAGCUCAACGACUAGGACCAAGAAGAGGUUCACAGGCAAGGUCCGUCUGUGCAUCGCCCGGUACAGUUAUAACCCCUGUAAUGGGCCCAAUGAGCAUCCUGAGGCAGAGCUCCCCCUGGUGGCAGGGAAGUACCUCUACGUGUAUGGGACCAUGGAUGAUGACGGCUUCUAUGAAGGAGAGCUGCUGGAUGGACAGCAGGGACUUGUCCCUUCCAACUUUGUGGACUUUGUUAAGGAUGAGAAGAUGCCCUCUGCUCAGCACAGGGACGGGGCCAAAGAGUCAGGCUACCUCAGUAGUAACCACAGCAGCCUGGGCUCCACAGGGCUGGGCAGCAUGGGCCUGAGCAGCAUCAGCAGCCUGCUGUCUGACAGUAAACUGGACCUGGGCCCUAGCCUAGAUAGAAACCUGGAGAGAAACCUUGAGAGAAACCUGGGGAGCAACCUCAGUUCCACUCUGGGUUCCACUCACGGUUCCACUCUGGGCAGCCACAUGGGUUCCACUCUGGGUUCCACUCACGGUUCCACUCUGGGCAGCCACAUGGGUUCCACUCUGYGUUCCACUCACGGUUCCAGUCACGGUUCCACUGGCCUGGGUUCCAGUCUGAGCAGCACUCUGACUAGCCUGGGCAGCAGCAGCCUGGGCAUGGACUUUCUGGGCUCCAUGGGUUCCUGCAGUAACGGGACGGGGACCCUGGAUGUCAGCAUUGACGAGAUUGGUGAAAACAUCGUGCCUUACCCUCGCCGCAUCAAUCUGAUCAAACAGCUGGCCAAGAGUGUGAUCGUGUGCUGGGACCCUCCGGUGGUGCCGCCCGGCUGGGGCUCCAUCAGUGGCUACAACGUCCUGGUGGACAAGGAGGUGAGGAUGAGCGUGCCCUUUGGGGGCAAGACAAAGUCCCUUAUCGAGAAACUUAACCUGGCCACCAAUACCUACCGCAUCUCGGUGCAGAGCAUCACAGAGCGGGGCCCGUCUGACGAGCUGCGCUGCACUCUACUGGUGGGGAAGGAUGUGGUGGUGGCUCCUUACUAUCUGAGGGUAGACAACAUCACACAGGUCUCUGCUGAGCUCUCCUGGCAGCCUAGCAACAGCAACUACAGCCACACUAUCUUCCUGAACGAUGUUGAGUAUGACAUGGUGAAGGCAGGGGCCUACAAGUACCAGUUCUUCCAACUGAAGCCCAUGACCGUUUACAAGGUGAAGGCCGUGGCGCGGACACACCAGAUACCUUGGCAGAUGCCCAUGGAGCACAGGGACAAGAGGGAGAUCUCUGUGGAGUUCUGCACCCAGCCUGCAGGUCCUCCCUUUCCUCCCCAGGAGGUGCAGGUCCAGUUGGGCCAGAACCCCGGGGUUCUGCAGGUGCGAUGGAAACCCCCCAUCCUCACCCCCACUGGAACCUCCAACGGAGCCAACGUGAUUGGCUAUGCCGUGUGCACAAAGGGACAAAAGAUAGCGGAGGUGAUGUACCCAACAGCUGACUAUGUGACAGUGGAGCUGAAUAGGAUCCAGUGUCUGGAGGCCAGGGAGAUCAUUGUCAGGACGUUAUCAGCACAAGGAGAGUCUCAGGAUUCCACCGUGGCCACCAUACCGCACAAUAUCCUGGGGCCUCCCCAUCACUCACCCCACCACCGCUCCCCUCCACACCCCCAUCCUAUGCCUCAACCCCAGCACCAUCAGCCACACACACAAACACACCCGCCAUACCCCCAGACCUACCCCCCAUCUCACCCCCAACCUCAGGUCCACCCUCUGCCUCGAUCCCAGCCCCACACCCUGCCUCAUGGUCAGCCUCUGCGCCACCCACUCCCUCACCCCCAGCCCCAACACCAGCCCUACCCCGUGUCUAAGCCCAAUUUAGUAAGUGCCAGAGAGUCAGAAACCAAAGAGUAUGAGGCGGGCCUGCGGCCUGGCCCGCCCUGGGAACGCUCCCCUUCGCCCCUCCCUCCUACCAUGCGUGGACACACURUGGAGCCGCCCCACUUCCAGGGGCGUCGUUCACCCUCUCCUCAGAGGAUCCUGCCCCAGCCUCAGGGAGCCCCCAUCCCCAACACCAUCGCCAAGGCCAUGGCCAGGGAAGCUGCACAGAGAGUGUUCGCUGAGAACAACCGGAUGGAGAAGAGGAACAUCUUCAGUGAGCGGAGCGUGAACUCUGAUGAGGAGGAGGAUGGUUAUGUCUCUCCCCACACCAGGAGGAGAGGGGCCUCUGUGGACGAAUUCCUCAGAGGCUCUGAACUGGGAAGACAUCACCACUACAGCCACAGUGAGGAGUACCAGACAGAGAGCAGCCGCGGCUCAGACCUGUCUGACAUCAUGGAGGAGGACGAGGASGACCUGUACUCUGAGAUGCAGCUGGAGGAGGGCCGUCGACGCAGCAUCAACUCUCACAACACUCUCAAGAUUAUAGGGAACUCCCCUUCCCAUGGAUGCUCCCAUGGCGACCGGCUGGACCAUUCAGGGAGGAGGCCUGUCCAUGGCGGCAACCCCCCACAGCGACGACCCAUGAUGGUUCCUUCCAUUGAUGAGUACGGUGGGCAAGACCGCGGGCAUGGCCGAGGGCGACGGUCGCCAGUGUACUAUGAGGAGUCGGAGCCAGAGGACCUGGCGCGUAUAUUUGUGGCCCUCUUUGACUACGACCCCCUGUCCAUGUCCCCCAACCCUGAUGCUGCUGACGAGGAGCUGCCCUUCAAAGAGGGCCAGAUCAUCAAGGUGUUUGGGGAUAAGGACACGGAUGGGUUCUACAGGGCAGAGAUCCGUGACCGCCCGGGUCUGAUCCCCUGUAACAUGGUGUCAGAGAUCCAGACUGAGGAUGAUGGGAUGAUGGACCAGCUACUCAAACAGGGCUUCCUCCCACUCAACACUCCUGUAGAGAAAUUAGAGAGGAACAGGCGGAGUGGGCGUCAGCACCCCUCGUCCACACGUAGAAUGGUGGCACUGUAUGACUACGACCCCAGGGAGAGCUCCCCCAACGUGGAUGUGGAGGCUGAACUGACAUUCUGUGCUGGUGACGUCAUAACAGUGUUUGGUGAAAUUGAUGAAGAUGGGUUUCAUUAUGGCGAGCUCAAUGGACACAAAGGUCUUGUUCCCUCCAACUUUCUAGAAGAAGUGCCUGAUGAUGUUGAGGUUUUUCUCACUGACACUCAGUCUCGAGAUUCUCGAUACCCGCAGGAUGCUGCAGCACGGAUAAAGACCAAAAGGGUUAAAUUGGUUCCAACAACCUUGAUGAAGUUACCUUGAUGAAAAGUGAUUAAUUGCUUCAAAAACUGGUAAAUUGAAACGCUUAUCCCCUCUCGACGUAUGAUAAAUUAUGAACAUUCAAUGUGCAGAAUAAUGACCCUCUUAUUGAUCUGGACGUGUCUAUAUGUAGCUAUAUACUAUAUCUACUGUAGAGACUAGUGCUAGAGACUAUAGUAUAUCUACUGUAGAGACUAGUGCCAGAGACU
This is a messenger RNA of Salvelinus sp. IW2-2015, 3926 nucleotides long. The record is from RefSeq and is a predicted model, not a curated record. Lineage: Eukaryota; Metazoa; Chordata; Actinopteri; Salmoniformes; Salmonidae.